This is a messenger RNA of Eufriesea mexicana, 4685 nucleotides long. Its product is annotated as trehalase. The record is from RefSeq and is a predicted model, not a curated record. The coding region runs from base 419 to 2503 and encodes 694 amino acids. NCBI's taxonomy places the organism in Eukaryota, Metazoa, Arthropoda, Insecta, Hymenoptera, Apidae. Gene Ontology annotation, molecular function: alpha,alpha-trehalase activity. The transcript is spliced from 8 exons. Gene Ontology annotation, biological process: trehalose catabolic process.
ACUUCGAUUGGCGCUGGUCAUUUUGUCAAAUUCUACGUUAACCUGAUGUAUCCUCGCGAGAACGUUAUCGACCGUCCAUCCGCUGUGCCAUUCAUUAAUAGUACGUACGAGUGCACUUUCUGACAAUUUUCAUCGUGUUCAAUGUCCGUGUUCUAAUAAGUGUCAAAUUCAUGCGUUUCUUUUUCGAAAAAUUUUCUUCCAGAAUUUAUGAUAUUUCCGAUACGUAACGUCUGCGUAUUAUACGCUAAUAUAGAACUUACAUAUAGCGCACAAGUCGUAGAACGAUCGUGAAGCAGUGAAUCAAUAGUAAAAAGGAAAUUGUGAUAUGCGAUAAUACCGACUGAGACUUGGAUUUGUUUCUUUUCGAACCGCGUGGAAUAUUCAAGACGCUAUCGCGUGUAUUUGACGUACUCAAGUGAUGCUGGUUGUUUGGCAAGGAGCUCGCCGUUGCCUGAGUUGCAGCGGGCAGCGCACCCAUCAAGGCUACCAACUGCGUCGUCAUCGUGGAUCAAUCGGUGAUAAAAUUGACCGAUAUCAACUCGAUGGAACCCGGGAAGAUGCGGACUCGCUACUGCAGCUGAAACCGCCCCGUAGACUACGAAAGUCCGAAGGUCCGCAACCAAGACCGAUCACCAAAAACGACAUUUACUGCCACGGCGAGCUGUUGCACACGAUACAGAUGGCCUCGAUCUACAAGGACUCGAAAACGUUCGUCGACAUGAAGAUGAAACACCCGCCGAACGAAACGUUGCAGCUGUUUCGCGAAUUCAUGGAACGAUUCGAUCAAAUGCCGACCAGGCAACAGAUCGAGCAAUUCGUCAACGACACGUUCGAUCCCGAAGGAUCCGAGUUCGAGGAUUGGGAUCCGGCCGACUGGACCACUCGGCCGAAGUUUCUCGACAAAAUCCUCGACCAGGAGCUUCGCAAGUUCGGCUCCGACUUGAAUCACAUCUGGAAGAUGCUGGGUCGAAAGAUGAAGGACGACGUCCGGAUCAACGAGGAUCUCUAUUCGAUCAUCUACGUGCCGAACCCGGUUAUCGUUCCCGGCGGUCGAUUCCGAGAGUUUUACUACUGGGACUCGUACUGGAUCAUAAAGGGGUUGCUGCUCUCGGAGAUGUACAACACCGUCAAAGGGAUGCUGUCCAACUUCGUCUCGGUGGUAGACAAGAUCGGUUUCAUCCCGAACGGCGGCAGAAUAUACUACGCCAUGAGAACUCAGCCACCCAUGUUGAUCCCAAUGGUCGAGGAGUAUCUGAAAUCGACGCACGAUUACGGAUGGCUCGAAGAGAACCUUCACCUUCUCGAGAAGGAGUUCGAAUUUUGGAUGACCAAUCGAACGGUCGAGGUCGAGGUGGACGGAAUCAAGUACACUCUGGCCAGAUACCACGAGCAUUCUUCCGGUCCGCGACCAGAAUCCUACAAAGAGGAUUAUCUGACCAGCCAAAGUUUUCGUACCAACGAAGAAAAGGACAACUAUUACUCGGAGCUAAAGUCCGCCGCUGAGUCCGGCUGGGAUUUUUCUAGUCGAUGGUUCAUACUAGACGGCACGAACAAAGGUAACCUGACGAACUUGAAAACGAGAUACAUUAUCCCCGUGGAUUUGAACUCGAUAAUAUAUCGAAAUGCGCAGCUGUUGGCGCAGUACAAUCAGAGGAUGGGCAACGAAACCAAGGUGGCGUACUACCGGAAACGAGCGGCAGAAUGGAAGAGAGCGGUCACGGCCGUGCUGUGGCACGACGAAGUCGGUGCAUGGCUCGACUACGACAUACUGAACGACAUCAAGAGAGAUUACUUCUAUCCGACCAACAUUCUACCACUCUGGACCAAUUGCUACGACAUCGCCAAGAGAGAGGAGUACGUGUCGAAAGUUCUCAAGUAUCUCGAGAAAAACCAGAUCAUGCUGAACUUGGGUGGCAUACCGACCACCCUCGAGCACUCUGGUGAACAGUGGGAUUAUCCAAAUGCCUGGCCCCCUUUGCAAUACUUUGUGAUCAUGUCGUUGAACAACACGGAGGACCCGUGGGCGCAGAGGCUCGCCUACGAGAUCAGCCAGCGAUGGGUUCGCAGCAACUACAAGGCGUUUAACGAGACGCACAGCAUGUUCGAGAAGUACGACGCCACGGUAUCGGGUGGAUACGGAGGUGGCGGUGAGUACGAGGUCCAACUAGGUUUCGGUUGGUCCAACGGGCUCGUCAUGGACUUGCUGGACAAGUACGGCGACAGGUUAACCGCGGAGGAUCAUUUCGUGCUCGACGACGUGAUGGAGAAUUCUGCCCCGCAGCAGGUGGUCGUCUCCACCGCCGGACAAGUGAUGACCGGUAUUCUCGCCCUCGUGAUAACGUUGGCCGCGGGAUUCAUCGGGAUGGUGGUGUACAAGAGGCGGCAUUACUACGUUCCUGGGCCAUCCACGAUGCCGAACAAGAGAAAAGUGAUCUCGCCGAGCGGAAAUCUUUACCGAAAGAGGAUCGCCUACACCGAGCUAAAGGAUAUGAACAACGAUUGACGAUCGCUGCUCUUUUAGAGAGCCGAUUCGUUUAAAGCGACUCUUACAGCGCGACAAGAGCACACGAAGACGAGGGUAGAAUAAACGGAGCAGCGUAGGCGGGGAAAGGACAAUCGACGAGGAAGAACGGAUUUGGUCGAUCACUGCCGCUACCGUAACUUCUACCACCGUCGAGAUCGCGAUUCCGUUUCUCGUCGAGAUCUAUAGCAAGCUGGCUGACCACAACCCGUUCGCGUAUAUACAGUUUCGGAUCGUUCUCGCGACAACGCGAAUAUUCUCUAGCACUCGGAGUAGCGCUCGUGAGUAGUAGCGCAGGUGAGUCUAGCGUUCGUGUCCAGUGUCUUUGCUCGGUUUUUCGUUCGGUAAGAAUCGCUCGAGCGUUCGUUUCACACGGGGAAGGUGAACACGGAGCAACGGUGACGGUGACGGUGACACGGUAACGACUCGUUUUAUCGGCCGCCAAUAUACCAAAGUACGAAAGCUCGACUUUUCCGAAUCGACGAAACGGGUAUAUGUAACACGGGAGACGAUGUCGCGAGACGAUUCGGAACGCGACUGAGAAAAACGCCGGACGAACACAGCGGACAAAGCUCGUUUCCUCGCGCGCGCAUCCGCUCGUCCACGAAUUCUCGCAUCGACGCGAGUUCGACGAGUUCUCGUGCUCGCUAUAUUGUCCUCGAGUCCCACUACUACGCCGUUUCCCUUUCCCAUUUCCACCUUACGCGCUUGGCCUAAAGAGUGUCUCGUUCCACUGUUACGCGACAACCGUAUCCGACACUCGCGAACGCGUGUAUAUAUUUUCGAUAAACCCAUCGAUAAGGCCAAUAGAGUGUACUGUUAGGAGAGGAUGCGACGCGUGGAUCGUGUAUACUCGUCGAAACGCCGCAGGUGUGAACAUGGGACUGUGCAAAUGUGAGCGCUCUACGUACUUGCGCGUGCCUUGUUUAUAGGUGAGUUUAGAUCAUCGGUUCACGAUACCGGAAUUAAAAUUGUCGGUAAAAAUGUUGUAUUCUUGCGGAUGUUUUUGUAUAAAGAAAAAUCCGUUUAACCGCUUUGCGCGUUUAAUAGAAGCGACAAUGAGUGGUACGUAGCACCGUGUUUCGUUCUCGUUUGCAUCCACGCAUCCAUGCGUCCGAGCUGAUUGGCUCGAUGAAUCGCGAUGAUGCACGAUGCGUACUCUCGGUACUCUAUCACUAUCGGUCGCUCAAACGAUCAGGGACGAGGUUUCGCGAGAAUUGACCCCAACCGUCUUUCGUAUCGAAUCAUCGUCGUUUCGCGAUCGUUCUCGUCGCGUUUGCUUCGUAAAUAUUAUCGAAUCGAACAGAGAAAAAGGAAAUACGCGUCGUUUCUCUGUUCUCACUUGUAAAUAGUAACGCUGUAUUUCCAUCGUUCGAUGCGUCGGAAUCGAUGCGAGAAACGAGACGGAACGAAUCCGCGAAACAAUCUCGAUCGUUGUUUCGGCUUUGGAAUCGCUCCACGGAUAGAUUUACCGACGAAAGUUCGAUGAAAAACGAGUACGAAUCGCGAAACUAACCACCAACGGGGUACGAUCGAUUUUUGAUCAACAGAGCCGGAUGCACGCGUCGACAGACGAAUCCGAAGAUCGCGAGCGGUUCGAGUUACGCAGCAUGCAAACCGUGUGCGAUCAUUUGUCGCCGAGCAUCGAUCAACGAGCAUUGCGUUUUAAUGAGUUUUAACACUAUCGGAGCCAUUAGUUUUACCGUGAGCGACGCGAACAUAUGUAUAGAUAGAUAAAUAAAUAGAUAGAUAGGUAGAUAUAUAAAUAGAUAGGUAGAGAAUUUUGUGUUGCGAAUAAACGAAAACGCGCGUUCGAUCUUCCCGCGAAUCGGUCCAAGACCGAUGAAGCAGGAUAUUCGAUGUUUUACACUCGUGCAGGAUGAUGCGUCGUGAAUCGACCACUGUGCGACGCGCAGAUCAUUUUCGACGAGCAGGAUUUUAGGAAACUGUAAUUAUAUACAGUCGCGUCGACAUUCUAAGUCGAAGCUUACCAUUUUAGCGAAAUAACGACUGAAAUUAUGUAAUAAAGCUCUAGUUCUUCGAGAUAUCUUACGCAUUAUGGGUUUUGGUAAUUACGUAGUUUAGCGAUUUUUCUUUCUAAAGUCUUUAUUGUGUCGCUAAAAUGAAGAAUCAACCGGGAAGGGGGGCCAAAAAACUAAUUUAU